GCCGCUAUGAACGAGACGGUGGUGCGGCGGACGCAGGAUUCCUUGGGGCGAGUGAUCCGCAAGCCGCCGCUGAGGGACCGGCUGCUGAGUAAGCCGCCCUUCCGCUACCUGCACGACGUGAUCCCGGAGGUAAUUAGAGUGACAGGUUUUAUGAAAGGACUUUACACGGAUUUUGAAUUGAAAUCAGAUAACGUUAAGGAAGAAGCUAAACAAAUUCCCGUGGAUCAAUUAGGGCAGAAAUUAUUGGAGAAAAAAGGGGUGUCCUGGAAUAAGAAAUACCAAAAACAGUAUGGAGCAUUACGAAAGUAUUUGCAGAAUCAUCCUCAGAUAUUUCAGUUCAGUCCUGAUGAAAAUAAGGUUGGUCUGAAGGCAAAACACAAGCUCCCGUUUAAGUCCGAUUCUCGAGGACGAGAUCUCCAAAGCCCUCCUCAGAAGAACGAGGUCCAGUGGAAUUCAGAAAAAGAACCUGCAAGGCUAAGGGACAGUUCUGCUGGUUGCCAUUGGUUUGAUCUGAAUGAUUCCAAAGUCCAGCCGAUCAAGGAGAAGGAUAUUGAGAAACAAUUUCAGGGUAAAGAGAGUGCCUACAUGCUGUUUUAUCGAAAAUCUCAGUUAAAAAGACCGCAUGAAGCGCAAGGAAAUCCAAGGUACCAAAUUCCUGAACACCUUCUGAAUGAAAUGAAUGCUGCUAAUACUGAGCUGCAAAAAAAGAGAGCGGAAUGUGACUCGGCAAACAACGGCAUUGAUUUACAUCUCCAUUUGAGCUCCUGUUAUAAAUUUCACCAUGGGGCUUUGCAUCCUUCACGUACUUGGAAAGAGAGUGUUGUGGAUUUGACUAUUGAUAGAAGAAAAACGCUCGGAGAGCUUCGACAAUCAGUGUUCCAGAUGUUGGAAUGUUGGGAAGGAGACAUGAUUCUCAGUAUUGCCAAGCCUUUACCGGCAGGACUGCAUCUUUACCAGAUACUUGAUGGAGAUGAGCUGCCACUGGAUGGCGUUGGGCUGGCUGAUGGAGCAGACAUCUUUGUGUGGAAUGGGAAAGAGGUUGGUGGUACAAAGGUGAUGACAGGCCCUGAUCAUGAACCUGUGGUCGUAAACAUUCUUCGUUUAGCGGAGUAUAACGAAGGAGGGAAGGGUCAGCAUUUCACAGAAUCGCAGCACGUCUUUUCACGCAGCACAAAACUGGGUGAUCUGCGCAGAGCCUUAGCACCAUCAGGAGGAAUCAUGCUAAAGAACGGCUCAGGACCGGAUAAAGAAGGCAAGAACUGGGAAGUUUUUCGUGAAGAAGAUAUGAAGGAAACAGUCAAAAGUGUUGGUCUGACGGAUGGGUGCUCAGUACUAAUCUUAGACAGCCAUGACCAGAGCUUCGUGAAUGUGUCAAGUGGCAAUUUGACUGCUUUUACGUAUGACAUCAGCUGGCUCCAAGUUCAAAACUUCUGCAGAACGGAUGACGAAGAGCAACACGUUAAAAUUACAGCCACUAUUGAAACAGUGAUGUCAGAUAUCAAAAUGAAAGCAAUACGGGAGCUUCAGCUGGAGGAGGAACUAGCAAAUGACAGCUGUCUUAGACCUGUUAGCGGAAAUGGGAAACUUCUGUCUCCAGGGAAAUUGCCUGAGGAUUAUACCGUCAAGGAAGCGGAACUGAAAAUGGGAAGCCUGCUAGGGCUGUGUCAUGGGAAAGCUCCAGCUUCCACUCAGCUGUUCUUAUAUUUUAUGGUUGGGAGUGACCAAAACGCAAGCCCGGAGAUGGAGAUAGUUGUGGAAGAGACUGCCUCUGUCAAAGAGUGUCUAAAUUUAAUGCUGGAAAAAUCGGGAUUAUCAGGUGACAACUGGCAUUUGAGAAGGGUUGACUGGUGCUAUGAAGCAGGGGAAGCAUGAAGUCAGGAAAAUGCCACUCUGAAGGAACUUAAUGUUUGCAGAGGAGAUACUUUGGUUAUAACUGAAGGAAAGCUUCCAGCAAAGGUAGGCUUCCCUUGAAUCUUGAAAUCCUAGUUCUAUGGAUAGAUUUUCUGACUGAGGUGAGGGCAGCCGACUGCUUUCCCCGUCUGACUUUGCGCCGCCUUCUUCCCUAUCCACAAGUGUUCUUGCGAGCCAGAAAUGAUCGCGCGUGCUGAUUCCUAAGGUAAGCCAGAAAGGUUUGCGUUCGCAGGUUGUUCCGUGGCAUUGCACUUACUUUGCUGUCCCUUUGAAUUCCUCCAGUUCCUUGCUGGACAGCUGUCCUGAGCUCAGCCUUCCCACCUGCCUUUAAUAACUCCAGCCUCUUCUCGAAAACACGACGUUUGGAGAAAUGUAAAGACGGAUUCCAAGUGCUAACGUGGGGAUUUUAGUAUGUGCCUUUGUUCAAGUGUAAUGUAGCAGCGCCUGCACUGAACCAAUCUUGGAUUAUUUCUAAUGUUGGCUCAAAAUGCGUAUUUUUCUUCCUUAAAACUACUGUGGGUCAUUCCGCAAGGAGAGAGUUCGUUAAAAAGGGGGGUGGGGAGAGGGAACACCUUUUUAAAACGGAGUCUUUGUGAUUCCACAGUUUAUGACGGUUAUAUUCCAAAGCCUGGAAAAGCUUUCGUCUUUAUUUUUCAAGUGUUCUUCACAAAAUAAAAAGUCAUUUCUAGA
Gymnogyps californianus (California condor) is the source of this 2601-nucleotide messenger RNA. RefSeq names its product ubiquitin carboxyl-terminal hydrolase 40-like. Gene Ontology annotation, molecular function: microtubule binding. Gene Ontology annotation, biological process: regulation of microtubule cytoskeleton organization; cilium assembly; intraciliary transport. The record is from RefSeq and is a predicted model, not a curated record. Gene Ontology annotation, cellular component: ciliary basal body; axoneme; intraciliary transport particle B. The transcript has 18 exons. NCBI's taxonomy places the organism in Eukaryota, Metazoa, Chordata, Aves, Accipitriformes, Cathartidae.